UCGUCUGAAAGUGUACCGUUUCCUUGUUUAAAAAUAACAUUGUGAUUAGAAUCGGAUGUGUGGCUUAGAAACACCUAGAACAAUGGCAAGAGCCAUGUUGAGAGAGAAAAAUCUUAAACGCUAAAUCUCAAUAUAUUGUGAUCAAAAUCCUCUCUGCGAAUCCGGCGACUACCGAGUCGACUCAAUCUUCUCAAUCUCAAGCAUUUUGAGAUCCAAAUCCUCUGCAUGUUCAAUUAACAGGAUUAAAAUCCCUUGAAUCCCUUAAAUCUUCUGUCGAUUGAUUUGUUUUUUCCAAUUAUCUGAAUUAUCUAUUAAUCUUAUCUGUCUAUCUCCUAUGUCAGGCUAAUUUUCUUGGUUUACCGACCAUGUAGUCCUGUUAGGGGCCGUUUAAUCUACUGUAGUAUCUGAUUCUACCUCAUAUGGCGUCUUUCACCUUUCUCAUCUUGCUGCUCGUGUGUAGCUGCAACUGUACAAGCCGGGGUUUCACUUUUUUGAACUUAUAUUAUCCAUGAAUUAGAGUUCGAUCUAUAGAGGUUUUCAUCAUCAUCUCAAUUCAAUAUAUCAGGGACUUCUCUAUCCUUCCUCAAGGUUUGAUUCUUCUUGUCUCAUCUUUUUCUAGCAUCAGGGGCUGCUACUGAUAUGUAUCUAAUGACUUAUUUGUUGCAUUCUUUAUAAUUGGCUAUUGUUCCAUUUCUCAAAUUGUUUAGUUUUUGUCUCUGGGUCAGUAUUUUCUAUCCAAUUCUUGCCGGUGCUCUAAUCUAAUUUAGAUAAAAAUUCCCCUUGUUCUCAGAUUGUUGGUUUAUCGUCUGCAAGUCUUUUUCAUGUUAUGAUUGCAUUCAAAGUGUUUGAUUGUAUUCAUUUUUCUAGAAUUCGUCCUAGCCCUGCCCAAAAUCAAUAUAAAGUAUUUUCAUCCGUUCAUCUGUUUGGUUAACGUUUCAAAGUAGUGUUGUCUGUAUUGCUGGCCUUUAUAGAAGUGUUGUCGACUUCCCAAGUAUUUCCCUCACUGCGGCCUAACUAUUUUGGUACUGUGUCCGACCAAUGUCUUAAGGUCUGGUUUUUUUUCCCAUGUAAAAUAGUUAUCACCCAGUGGAUUUGCUAUAUUUGUGUCGGUUGUCCGUAGUUUUGGUCGAUGUUUCUUACUAUUUUGGUGUUUUGUCAGACUAGUUCUCGUCUGGUUUCAAGGUUUCUUUCCGGUAAAAUAGUUAAAUCCAGCGGUUAACGUUCCUAGUCUUGUCCAACAAUACCCAAUGAUCAUCCUUUGUUUUGUGUCUUUUAGUGCUGCUGUUGCAUUGUCUCCAGGGGUGGUUCCUUUGGAGACAUAUUUGGUUUAGUGUUUCUCUUCUCUUAAUCUUUUUUAUCUUUAUAUUUGAUUUAGUGUUUCUCUUCUCUUAAUCUUUUUUAUCUUUAUAUUUGCCGGCAUUUCUUUUUAGAACAUUGUUUUCUUCUGUAGCCGUUUUUUGAUGCAGCUUUUAAACAUUACAUUUUAAUUAAUUAGGUAGACUUUCCCCAAGUCCCCUGAUCUCAGCAAUGAGUUUGGUCAAUUAGCUUUCGUGUGAUGUAACCUUUUGAUUGGUAUUUAUGAUAUUUCUUGACCCCAUCAGUUGCUCUACUUUUGGCAAGUAUUUUCCGCUCUCCCUCGCCAUCUCUUUAACAGAUACUACAUAGAUUUAACGGUUUCCUUAAUGUGGUUAUCGGGUCGGUAAGCUGUUCUGUUAAAUCAUUAAUAUUUGUUCUUAUUUUGUUCGCAUUUCUCCCUUCUUUUAGUAAUCCCAUAUCUGGAUUUUUGUCUCUCCCUUCAUCUGUAAUAGCAGUUUUCUCUUGAAUUUUGUUUUUUUAUUGUGUUUAACUCUUUUGAGCCUUCGGUACUUCUGUCAAAUAUACUUUUUUCCUGUCCAACAAAUACUCCUUUCAUCUUCCUAUUAGAUUUAGUAGACUAAUCUUAAUUUUAUUUUUAUUCCUAUUUACCUCAACUUUUCUCCAUUUUUGUGUUUUUAUCUGCCAUGAGGAUUCUCUCAUGGAAUGUUCAGGGUAUUGGUAUCCCUAUAACUAGAGAUCAUCUAAAUAAUUUGUACAAUGAUUUCAAGUCAGAUAUAGUUUUUCUCUCCGAAACAAAAGCUCCUUUUGAAAAAAUGGAUCUUAUUUUGAAAACAUCGAAAUUCUUUGAUUGGUUUAUUAUUCCAUCUGUGGGAAUAGCUAAGGGGCUAGCGAUCGCCUGGCAUAACAAUGUAGAAUUAAGAUUAGUAUCGGCGCAGUUUAAUGUUUGUCAUUUCGAAGGCUCUUGGCAUAACAAUGUAGAAUUAAGAUUAGUAUCGGCGCAGUUUAAUGUUUGUCAUUUCGAAGGCUCAUAUGAUGAUAAAGUUUUCGAAUUAACCUGUAUAUAUGGUGCAGUCGGAGCUGAAGAAAAAAUAAUUCAAUGGUCUCACAUUCAGAAUUUAGCAAAUCAAGUCCAAAAACCAUGGGCUUUAAUUGGGGAUCUGAACAUCAUCCUGGACCCAGCAGAAAAGCAGGGAGGCAAUAACACAAGCUCAAGCAAUAAAACAAUUGUUAGACAGAUUAUAGAUUCUCUGGGCCUCCAAGAUGCGGGUUACGAAGGCGCUCCUUUCACAUGGUCAAACAAUAGGAGUGGAGAUGCAAAUAUAUGCGAAAGGAUAGAUAGAACUCUAACAUCCUACCAAUGGAUUCAAUUAUUCCCAAAUACAAAGGAUUAGAGGUAGGAAGUAAACCUGGAUUAGAAACUCCUCCUAUGACAUCAAUAAAAGGAGCUUCAACAAGUGUUGCUGCUGCUACUUCUGGUGGAGGCCUUUCAGAA
Molecule: messenger RNA, 2809 nt
Organism: Papaver somniferum (opium poppy)
Lineage: Eukaryota; Viridiplantae; Streptophyta; Magnoliopsida; Ranunculales; Papaveraceae
Exons: 2
Coding region: 2001-2708 (235 amino acids)
Molecular function (GO): catalytic activity
Source: RefSeq, a predicted model, not a curated record